Molecule: messenger RNA, 2964 nt
Organism: Gigantopelta aegis
Lineage: Eukaryota; Metazoa; Mollusca; Gastropoda; Neomphalida; Peltospiridae
Exons: 4
Coding region: 74-571 (165 amino acids)
Source: RefSeq, a predicted model, not a curated record
AUGACAACCACUUUCUGUUCUUUCUUAUAAGGCCAUUCUGUUGAUUUUAAGGUGACACACAGUUCUUGCAGACAUGGCCUCAAUGCGUCAACCGUAUCCAUUUCCCACAUAUGAAAAUGAUACUCAAUUUGCGGGAAUUAUGCAAACAGAGAAAGAUCCAUACUGUCUACCUACACAUCUGGCACAACAAAAAGAUCCCUGGAAUCGUCUGAACACCAAACAGACCUUGACGAGUUCUCGGCGAGAAUACUUUUAUUGCGAUCCAGUGGCUCCCAAUGACAGCCUUGAUUUUAUCCUCAAAUCACAAUACAAUCAGCAUGAAGAAUUAUUCAGAAACAAAAAUGAAACGUUGCAUCAAGCAGAGACUCUUGGUUUACCACAUGGGAGAAAAUUAAAAAACCGUGAAACAGUAACAGUAAUUAGCCCUCUCCACAUGAAUCACCCAAUCAUGAUCACAGAACAGAAGAAGAAAGACAGCAUGCACAGCAUUAGAAAUGCAAUUGGCGUGCAUAGUGAUGCCACAAAUGCUGGGUACUCCAGAAAGCAAGACGGUGGAUUCUUCAGCCAUUAGAUUUGUAGACUUCUGUCAUCCAACUACCUAUGUGAUAUUUUGAGACUUAAAACUUGACAGUAUUUUGAAAAUUAUUUUUGGUUUAUAUUUAUUAAUAAUUUCUAAAAGAUUUAUGAUUUAUACAUUAGUACUACUUUUUAUUUUUUUUACUUUUUAAAUUGGAAAAUAAAUAUUAUGCUAUAGUUUUCAUAUUAUUAUAUUUUGUUCCAUUAUACUGCAUGUGAUUUUAUGAAUGUUUUAACUUUAGUAUUAUUUUUAUAGCUAUUAUAACUGAUAAGUCAUAUACAUGUAGUUUAUACCCCUCUAUUAAUUUGCCCCCCUCCCCUCUUUUUAUAUAUGUGUACUUGGUUCUUUAGACAUUUUACUAAAGACCAGCUUUUGAUAACAGUAUUAAACAAAUGUGUGUGAUAGUUUUAUAUAUCGUACUAAUGGUUGUGCAUAUCACAUUAAUUAGCACCUGUGUUAUUAACGAGAUAUUUACCUGUAGGAGAUGUACCUGUAUUUAAUAGGGUAUUUGUUACUGCUUAUAUACAAUCUGUGAUCCGGUUGUAAUUAGCGAUUACUCACCUUUAGACAAUGAUAAUCAUUAGAUAGGCUGAAAAGCUACAGAUUUUUUUUAUUAAACUCUUCUUUUUUUCAAUUGCUUUAAAUUAUUGUUUUUGUAAAAAUUAGCUUUUAUGCUUGUAACACUUUUGUGUGCAGUUUAUGAGGGUCAGGGUCAUUCAAGAUGUUGAACACUCUAUGCAAGCAUUCAGAUGGGUGCCACUAGUAAUUUUUUACAGAGUAAUGCCAACCCCACAAAUUCACAUCAUUAACUUUUUACACUAAAUGAUUGAAAAGGUUACCAUACACUAAGUCAGGAAAUGUUGUGUAAUUUAGCUUAUGGUGUAACAAUAAAUGUUAUGGACAAUAGCAACUGACUCUGAAUGGUAAUGGUGUGUGAGUGUUGUGAUUUUUUUGACAGAAAAAUAAAAUGUCUUUACAUUUAUUAAAAUUAUGUGAUAUCUCAUUUGUUUAAAGGCAGAUUAAAUGUAAAGUGCCAAGUUUUUAUGUGUACUGUCUGGGUGUUAACAUAUUGGUUAUAAGAACUGAUUUGGUGUGAAGGAACCAUUAGGUAAAGCUGACCCUGACAAUAGUGUUUACUUACUUGGUUUUAUUAUAUUUGUGCAGCUAUACAACUGUUUAAUUUAUAGAAUGUAUAUAGACCUGUAUAACAUAUUUAUUUAUUUGCUGUUUGUACUGUGUUAAACUGAAAUUGCUUCAAGGUAAUUUAUAUCAAAUUGAAAAUACCAGAAUUUUUUUUUUUUUUAUUUAGCUUUAUGUUAAUUCUCUAGCAAGGUUUACCUACUGUACACUACUGGUUUUGAGAAUAUCUGAGAUCCCUAUUGUUUUGAAGAUUAUUUUAAGAUUAUGUAUUUGUAUGAUACUUAUGGUUGAAAAUUAUAUUUUUUAAGAAUAUUCAGUUCUAAGGUCUAUAGAAACUCAAGACAAUUUGUGUUAUGAUGUGAUCAUUUGGCAUACAACUGGAGUUAGAUAAUUCACUGGGUUUUUGUAUAUAGAUUCCAUUGCAAAGUUUAAAGACUUGUUCAAACAAAAGUAAUUAAUUUGAUAAUAAUUAAUAAUUAGUGAACAUGGUCGGGAGUCAUGCCGUAUUUCAAGUCUGGUGGGCAAGUGGCCUCGGUAACAGUGGUUAAAUCCACUGGUGUUAAGGAUAAUAGGUGCUGGGCACAUAUCCAAAUGUGUAGGUGAAACAGACUUAAUGAGUGUUACCAGCUCAAUGGGAAGGUGUAGAAACACUACAUGUAUGGUGCAGACUUCAAUCUCAAUGUACCUUUAUUCGACACCCAAUAGCCGAUGUGUAUUUUUGUGCUGGGGUGUCAUUAAACAUUCAUUCAUUUAUUCAGUCUCAAUACUAACGAUAGCCAUAUACCUCUAGACAAAAUAUGUAAAAUGCCCGUUUUACUUUUAAAAUGCCUGUUUUGUUUAGAUGUUUAGAUGGAUAAACAGGGGCGGAUUAUGCUUUAGGUAAGGGGAGGGGGUUUCAGAAAUCAUAUGUAAAUGUUUAUAAUUUGAAAUUAUAAAUUUUAUGUGGACAUGAAUUUAGAUCUAUGUGAUGGGGUUGGGGUUUUUUUUAGCCGGGGGGGGGGGGGUCCGUGCAACUGGAAACCCCCCAUAAUCCACCCCUGAUAAGACCCUGUUUUAUGAGGUCUCACUGGAGAAGACGUAGUAAAUCCCUGCUUUAGUAGCACUGAUGUGUGUGUUUCAGUUAAUUUCAUUAUAUACUGAUAAUAUAUAUUCUUUUCUAUAUAUACAUGUACAAUUUGCUGAUAAAAAAAAAAGAGCAAAUUUGAAAACUACUGCUAAUAAUAUAUAUUGGUAUGUAAAUAUAUUUA